UUAAUGAAGAUGGCGGCUGUUUCUAAUGUGCGAUUUUCAGCAGAAGAAAAAUUACAUCAAGAAGACAUAUACAACAGCGCCGUUCAACAGCCACCUUCCUCCUUAACAAAAGUUGAAGAGGCAAUUUUCGCAGUAGCAAGUGACAUGCAAUGCGAAAAUGUGGAAAUUGUCUCAAAGCGGUGUGUUGGGCAAGUGCAAGCUAUGCGUCAACUUGCAGAGGUCAACUUCGACACACAACAAUAGUUCGCUGAGAUUGAUGGGACUUUCUAUCAAUCCAGCUAAGCUCUUAAAGGAGGAGUCACGAAUUUGGCUAAUGGGGAUUCGUCCACGACUUGGUGGCAAAAAAAGAAUCAGAAACCCAUAUUAUGGGGAAAUUACGAGGGUUACUCCGCAUGCUUUUUUUGCUACCAUGAUGCGUACUGUUCGCACUUUGGAUAGUUUUGUGGCUCCUUUCUGUUACCAGGUUAAAAACAAGAAGGCUGAGGUGAUAUCCUUCACCUCCAUGCGCCUUUUGAAUGAGUUGCUUGUUUUGUUGUCUGGCUUGUCCAAGGAAGAUGUUGCUGCUUACCUAAGGCGAAGUUUUAGCGGACGUCGCAAGGGUCAAACAGCAGCAGUUAUUGUAAACGAGAAUGAUUGCUAUAAGCAAUUACAGGGAGACAGUUCUCUGUACUGAGCAGGAAAUUUUCAUUGCGGCUCGACACGCCAUGUCCAAUGUAUAGAAAACUUACCAGCCAAGAGCAUGCUGAAU
This is a messenger RNA of Xenia sp. Carnegie-2017, 748 nucleotides long. RefSeq lists its product as uncharacterized. The record is from RefSeq and is a predicted model, not a curated record. Bases 158 to 673 code for a protein of 171 amino acids. Lineage: Eukaryota; Metazoa; Cnidaria; Anthozoa; Malacalcyonacea; Xeniidae. The transcript is spliced from 2 exons.